Molecule: messenger RNA, 1014 nt
Organism: Histoplasma mississippiense
Lineage: Eukaryota; Fungi; Ascomycota; Eurotiomycetes; Onygenales; Ajellomycetaceae
Exons: 4
Coding region: 1-1014 (337 amino acids)
Source: RefSeq, a predicted model, not a curated record
AUGUCGCUCCUCCAAACGUUCCUAGCUUCGAUGGAAAGCGUGUACGGAAACUUCUCCACCGUUCCUGACGCGACAAAGUGGAGACCGCCGCCGAAAUCAGGGGGUCAUAGAGGCCGAUAUCUCUGGACAGACGCCUUUGGUGUUUUAAAUUUUCUUACCCUUUAUAAAGAGCUGUCACUGGGGGGAGAUAGCAAGGCUACCGCUGGCAAUUACUUGAUCUUUGCUCAGCGCCUUAUCGCUACCGUCCACGACGUCUUGGGUCGAACGCGUGAUGGUCUUUCUCGACUCCCCCACGCGACAGAUGAAGAACCUCUCAAAGGUGGUUUGCGGAUCGGAAAAGAAGAGGAAACAGGGCCUGAUGGUGAUGGGCAAUAUUUUCACUACCUCACUAUGUGGAUGUUUGCUCUCAACCGAAUGUCGAUUGCGACAGGGGAUCCGACAUAUAACAGGACAGGCUAUUUCACUCGCAAAGGCUAUCCAUCCGCACUCUUCCUCAACCGUACUCGGAAAAACCACACAUGGCAUCCCGCUUUGCAGUAUGGCGACGGGGAAAUUCUCAAGGAAGAAAUUGCCGAUUACAAGAAAGUAAUGGCUUGCAAAGGGGACUUUUAUGUAACAAGAGACCCCCUCGAUCUGGGAAUGACGCUCUGGACGGCUCACUGGUUCGCUGAUCGGGAAAACUGGGCGCGUCGUCUGGCAGACAAAUGCGUUUAUCAGCUCCAUCAUCUAUUCGAGGAGGACCAUUUCCUGGAGACGGAUUUGCAGUUUCGUAAUGCAUACAGGGAGUUUGGAAUUUGCCUCGGCAUAGCCUGCCUGACAUGCCGAGAGGCCAGCAACGACGAAGGAUUGAAUAAUCGGUCUCAGGAGAUAGUCACCCAGUGGCAGAAGUAUAUAUCAUCGCCUUUGACCCCAGAAGACCUAAAGCCUAUCACCAACGUUAUGUAUUCAACCGCGUUAAUACCAGGGGCUUUCAAGUCUCGGUAUCUGGGGACUGAGCCUAUUGAUCAAUUCUGA